Molecule: messenger RNA, 1194 nt
Organism: Carassius auratus (goldfish)
Lineage: Eukaryota; Metazoa; Chordata; Actinopteri; Cypriniformes; Cyprinidae
Exons: 4
Coding region: 1-1194 (397 amino acids)
Source: RefSeq, a predicted model, not a curated record
AUGGUUAGGGUGAUUGUGGAUUCAAUCAGAGAGGUGUGUUUAAAUCCAACCAAGCGGCAAUGUUCAGAAGUUGCACAGUCAAUCAUCCAUAAGUAUCCAAACAGUUUCAGUGACAAAACAGAGGAAGGAGAGUUAAUUGGUUGUGGUUAUUACUCUUUGUUGUGUCAAUUGAAGACAAGGGUGGAACAUCUUAACCGGAACAAUACAAUGGCUCGACUUAGAAAACCUAAACGAACAGGAGACGAAGUGGAUGAUUGCCAACCUUCAACAUCUAAAUCCGCUAAACUGGAUAGCUAUGGUUGUGUGAACUGGAACCCUACUGAACUUCCUGAAAGGGAAACCUUUGAUUCUUUAGAGAUAAAGAGACAGGAGAUUCUUAGUCUAUUUUCCCAAGAAGGACCUCGUGCAGCCGAGCGCAGCAAAGUCCAGGAAUUAAUGAAAAUGACAUACAUUGCACAACGUCACAGCAUUAAUGCCAGCCCUCCACCCAGUAUCUCAGAUCUUCAGGCAAGGUGGCCUUUUCUCUUUACGAAGAGAUUCUUAUGCGCUCAUUUUAAGGAACUGACUGGGAUUGAUCCUGACAUCAGAUUUAAGGACUCCCUUUGUACCAAAGGGGAAAGGAUUCUCUGCUUCUUCAAAAAUCUUCAGUCCAGGUGGGGAAAAGAAGUUAGAGCAGUCCUCAAAGACAUCGACAGAGAGGGCAGAGAUGUUGACCCAGGCCUUGCAGCGGUUCUGUUAAUGAUGGCCCACUUCAAAGAAAAGGAGGAAUCACUGUUCUUUUUAGCAGAUGUCACAACCACCCCAACAGAUGCAGAGACCAGUCUUUCACUUCCUUCUACUCCAAGGCUGAUCAUGCUUGGGGAUUCAGUUCUACACAGCAAAAAAUGGAUGCUGUCAAUUGAAGGCAAAGUCAUCUUUCCUGAGACUGACCUACCAGAUUUUUCCUCUGCGUUUGCUGUUCUCUUUGGUUGCUAUUAUGUGCUUAACAUCGAGUACCAAGUGGAAGCAGCCACUACUUUGGAGUUCAUUCAGAGGUUCAUCGUGAGGAUUAACCCUGACAACAGCAAGUGCUCCUCAAAGUUCCAGGUCAGCAAAAGAAGUGGGAAGAUGGUGCAAAGGAAGAACUCUGGCCUGAACCCUCAUGUAUCCUCCUUCAUUAAGGAGUUUCUGGAUUUCAGCUGGCAAAACUAUUAA